CGUCCGACACACCGGAGAGCACGAGCUCAAUAGAGCUGAUCUACCAAUCCCAAAUUUCCAAGUGGUCAAAACUCAAAAGUAUCGAACUUCUAACUAUCAACUUUCGACCCUCUCCCAGUCUUCCUUUUACAAAUCACUCGUCUCUCACCGUCGACAACCCUUUUUUACCAUAUCUUCCGGCAUUACAAAAUUUCUUAGCUAGACUGCAGAGAGAGAAAUUAUUCUGCUCUUUAACCUACCAAUCACUUCCAAUCCCUCUGAAAAAGAAAAUGAUCCGAUUCAUAUUGUUACAGAACAGACAAGGGAAGACGCGGUUGGCAAAGUACUACGUACCUCUCGAAGAUUCCGAGAAGCACAAAGUUGAAUACGAGGUUCAUCGGUUGGUGGUAAAUAGAGACCCGAAAUUCACCAAUUUUGUCGAGUUCCGUACGCACAAGGUUAUCUACAGGCGUUAUGCUGGAUUGUUUUUCUCCAUGUGUGUUGAUAUCACAGAUAAUGAGUUAGCUUACCUCGAGUGCAUCCAUCUCUUCGUGGAGAUACUGGAUCACUUCUUCAGCAAUGUGUGCGAGCUGGAUUUAGUCUUCAAUUUUCACAAGGUAUACCUGAUACUUGAUGAAUUCAUCCUUGCCGGAGAGCUUCAGGAAACGAGUAAGAAGGCUAUAAUAGAGAGGAUGGGUGAAUUGGAGAAACUCGAGUGAUUUUAAUUUGUUGUAGAUGAGUAACGCGGCAGGCAGCUUGUUAUGAGAUUGAUGAUUGAAUUUGUCUGAGUUCUCUCUUGUUGUCGAUUGAAUUCUGUUGGGCACAAUUCUCCCAUUAUAGCCUCAUUCACGGAACAGAUAUAUCCGUCCUGUGUAUAUGAUUGCUUCUUGUGAUUAUAGUCAAUUUUUGUAUUUUCUAGUUGA
This is a messenger RNA of Beta vulgaris subsp. vulgaris (sugar beet), 902 nucleotides long. Its product is annotated as AP-2 complex subunit sigma. Lineage: Eukaryota; Viridiplantae; Streptophyta; Magnoliopsida; Caryophyllales; Amaranthaceae. The transcript has 6 exons. The coding region runs from base 270 to 698 and encodes 142 amino acids. Gene Ontology annotation, cellular component: AP-2 adaptor complex; intracellular membrane-bounded organelle. Gene Ontology annotation, molecular function: clathrin-cargo adaptor activity. The record is from RefSeq and is a predicted model, not a curated record. Gene Ontology annotation, biological process: clathrin-dependent endocytosis; protein transport.